AUGCUCAUCAUCGGUCUCACCGGCUCGAUCGCCACCGGCAAAUCGACCGUCUCCAGACUGCUCUCGUCGCCGCCGCACAAUCUCCCUAUCAUCGACGCGGAUCUCCUCGCGCGCAAGGUCGUCGAGCCCGGCACGCCGGGCUACCGAGCCAUUGUCGAGUAUUUCGGGCCUAGCACGCCGGACCUGCUAUUGCCGGCGGACAACAGCUCAGAUGGCAGCGACAGCAAACAACAACAGCAACUACGACCAUUGAACCGCGCCGCGCUGGGCCGACGCGUCUUCGGCGACAGCGAGGAGCGGAAGCGCGACCGGAUGGUGCUCAACAAGAUCGUCCACCCGGCCGUGCGGUGGGAAGUGUACAAGGCGCUGGCGUACCACUACCUAUGCGGGCAGUGGGCGGUCGUGCUGGACGUGCCGCUGCUGUUCGAGAGCGGCAUGGACGUGAUCUGCGGGACGGUGAUGGUUGUCGGAGUGCAGGAUCCGGCGGUGCAGAUGCAGCGACUGCGCGCACGCGACCCCCAUCUCACGGCCGAAGACGCCGAGAAUCGGGUCCGGAGUCAGGUCGACGUGCGUGAGAAGGUCGAAAAGGCGAGAUUCCGGAAUGGUGGCGGCCAGGACAAGGGCGCCCGGGGCAUCGUCGUCUGGAACGAUGGCGACAAGGCCGAUCUGACGAGGGAGGUCGACAAGGCGAUGCAGACCAUCCAGCAGUACAGUCCGCGGUGGUGGUCGUGGUUGUUAUUGAUUGCUCCGCCGCUGGGUGUUGCUGCUGCGGUGUGGAAUAUGGCAGUGAAUUUCUUCCUUCAGAGGAGCUGGGAUCAGAAGAAGAAACGGGAGAAAGCGAGUCUAUAG
Molecule: messenger RNA, 849 nt
Organism: Rasamsonia emersonii CBS 393.64
Lineage: Eukaryota; Fungi; Ascomycota; Eurotiomycetes; Eurotiales; Trichocomaceae
Product: Dephospho-CoA kinase
Exons: 1
Coding region: 1-849 (282 amino acids)
Biological process (GO): coenzyme A biosynthetic process
Molecular function (GO): dephospho-CoA kinase activity; ATP binding
Source: RefSeq, a predicted model, not a curated record